AUGGAUAUACGGGCUUUCUUUGGAAAAAAACGAAGAGUUGAAGAACAAAUUGUCCACGAAGAACCUCAGUGCUCAAAACAGAUGGAAGCACAAAAUACAAUCGCUACUACUAGUUCCAUGGCAACAAGUUCGUCUGCACAUGUUGUGAAUGUUAGCUAUGGUAUUCCUUCUGAUAUUGCACAAAUCGGAGAUUCAAUAAAACAAGUUGUUUUAGACACAUAUCCAAAACACCAUAACAGGGCCUUUGUUUUCGAUUGGUUUAAGCGUUAUAAAUGGUUGCAGUAUUCUGUCGAGAAAGAUGCUGCUUUUUGCUAUCCAUGCCAGCAAUUUUUACCUCAUGGAAGCAAACAGACUUCUUACACUUCCACAGGAUUUAGGAAUUGGAAAAAUGCCACUGAUUCUAAAACUGGUUUUCCAAAACAUGAAAAAUCUUUUUCUCAUAUUCAAGCUAUGUCGAUGUGGCAGGAAAAAUUACAAAGAAUAUCUACAUCUAGCAGUGUUGAAACGUUAAUAAAUCAAAAAGUAUUAGAAAAAUAUAGGUAUUACGUGAAGUCUAUCAUUGAAGUAAUACAAUUUCUAAUUGUCAACGAAUUAGCUUUGCGGGGAAAUUAUAUUUUGGAGGAAGAAAAAGAACAAGGAUUAUUUCAGAAUUUAUUUACAUGUAUGAAAAAACCAAAUUUGAACGAGAUUCUCACUCAUUUACCACAAAACGCAACAUAUCGUUCACCUGAAAUUCAAAAUCAAAUAAUUCAAGCAAUGGUUCAAACAGUACGAAGUUCCAUUGUCAAAGAUAUUAAUGAAUCUGACGUGAAAUGGUUUACUCUAAUGGAAGAUGGGACAAGAGAUAAAAAUAACCGCGAAAAUAUUGCAUUAGCAAUACGUUACGUGAAGGAUGGUGUCGUCAAUGAGCCGUUGCUGAUGGUUAAGACUACUGAAAACCUUGAUGCAGCCAAUUUCACGGAAUUAACAUUAAAUACCCUUACGGAAAAUAACAUUGACCCUUCUUGUAUGCUUAGCCAAUGCUAUGAUGGCGCAAGUACUUUAAACGAAAUUAAAAAUGACAGAUUCAACGGUGAUGACGUCGCCAAGAGUAUCGGUAUUAAAAAAGUCAUGCUUGAUCUGGAAUUCCGAAUGGCCAUGGUUGUGGCCAAAAAAAAUUUAUCCACGCUACAACCUGCAGACGCAGCUUUGCAAGCCCGACGCGCAGGAUUGAAAGACGCCAUAACAAUCAUAAAGUGUUUCGAAGAUGAAAUUAUAAAAUUAAGAUCAAAUCAAAUGUACAAUCAAAUUCUGGAAGAAGCUAAGUUUUUAACAAGCGACGACUGUGGCGAAUCUGGAAAUAGGACACAGACCUCAAAGAGGCAAGUAAAAAAACCAAAUCGAUUGGAUGACUAUUUGACGUAUGGCCCCUCCUGUUCCUCCGCCAGACAAAAUAUAGAAGAGAAUGACGAGCCAUUUAAGUCUGAGUAUUUCGAAACGUUGGACAUACUAAUUGCUGAAUUACAGAGAAGGUUUUCGGACAACGAUGAUCUAAUCAAUUCGAUUGCCAGUCUCGAUGAGUUGGAUGUAGAUAAAAUGGUUCCACUGAUAAAUUUGGGUCUGAAAAUUCCAUCGAGAGAAGAGGCUAGUGUGGUUAAAGCUUACUUGAGUCGUAACGAGGAUAAAAUGGAAAAUACAUUGCAAGUUUUGUACAGGCAACGAGAGGCGUUCAACGAUACAUAUGAACUUUUUGCAUCUGUGGUGACCAUAGGAUGUAGCACUGCAGUGUGA
This is a messenger RNA of Diatraea saccharalis (sugarcane borer), 1770 nucleotides long. The record is from the annotation of a GenBank genome assembly. Lineage: Eukaryota; Metazoa; Arthropoda; Insecta; Lepidoptera; Crambidae.